AAGAGAAACUGCCUGUUCAGACAUAUGAAAGAUAUGCUGUGUCAGAGUUUCAGAAGUCUUUCCCAUGCUUACUACUUCCCUCUUCUCUCUCUCUCUCUUUCCUUCUCCAUCUCCACUCUAACUUCCCAAUUUCUAAUUCUUCCUCACACAAGAAUUUUCCUUAUCCUCUCUUGGAAAUGCAAGAUAUUCAUGAUUACUCGAUGACCGGAGGCGUCGGAGGAGGAGGAAGUACAGGGAGGUUUUUCGGUGGAGGAAUAAGCGGCGGAGGAGGCGGAGAUCGGAGGAUGAGAGCGCAUCAGAACAACAUCCUAAACCAUCACCAAUCUCUCAAGUGUCCUCGUUGCAAUUCUCUUAACACAAAGUUCUGUUACUACAACAAUUACAAUCUCUCUCAGCCUCGACACUUUUGCAAGAACUGUCGUCGUUACUGGACCAAAGGCGGCGUCCUCCGUAACGUCCCCGUCGGAGGCGGCUGCCGGAAAGCCAAACGAUCUAAGUCUAAGCAGCAUCCGUCGUCGCCGUCGCCGCCGUCCGACGAAAAACCAACGACGCAAGACGUCGAGGAGAAAUCCAGUAGCAGCGAGAGCUCUUCUCUAACCGCCUCUAACUCCAACGUCGCCGCCGUCGCCGCAACCGCCGCCGCAACCGCCGCCGCCGUGAAGGCUGCGUCUUCGGGUUUUACGGGUACUGAUAUGCCUAAUCUGAAACUGUACGGAAACGGGAUCGAAUGGUCGACGUUGAUCGGACAGGGUUCAUCGGACGGUGGAGUUUUCUCCGAAAUCGGCGGUUUUACUGCUGCGCCGUCGAUUGAAACGACUCCGUUUGGAUUUGGGGGCAAUUCCGUAAAUCAACAGUGCAUAGCUGAUCAUCUGAAGUUGGAAGGUGAUACUGUGCAGCAGCAGUUUGGGGAUCGAACGGAUCAGGUUGAUCCGAAUAUGGGAUUUGAACCGUUGGAUUGGGGAAGUGGCGGAGGAGAUCAAACACUCUUUGAUCUAACCAGUACCGUUGAUCAUGCAUACUGGAGUCAAAGUCAAUGGACGUCGUCUGACCAAGAUCAGAAUGGUCUCUACCUUCCUUAAUUCUCACAGCUUCUUCUCCUUCUUCUUCUUAACCCCAAAAAAAAUAUUUUAUACAACAUAAGGUAAAGUUUGAUGAAGUGUUUUAUUUUAUUUUAUUUUUAUGGGUUGAAAACGGGAUUUAUUAUAUAAUAUAUGACUGCUUGUAAAUUUUUUCCCCAAUAUAAAAUUUAGCUCUUGUUUCUUAGUUUUUGGAAUAUCCCAAGAGUGAAAUUUUAUGUGGCAUGGUUUUAAUUUGGUUUCGGUUUACUUAUCGUUGUAUAUUUGAUAAGAUUUUAAUUUUCUGGGAUGUUUUUUCAUUGAUGUGUCUAAUAAACUUAUAUAUUGAUUGGACAUACAAAAACUUGU
This is a messenger RNA of Eutrema salsugineum, 1424 nucleotides long. Its product is annotated as dof zinc finger protein DOF5.4. The coding region runs from base 177 to 1079 and encodes 300 amino acids. Gene Ontology annotation, biological process: regulation of DNA-templated transcription. Lineage: Eukaryota; Viridiplantae; Streptophyta; Magnoliopsida; Brassicales; Brassicaceae. The transcript has a single exon. The record is from RefSeq and is a predicted model, not a curated record. Gene Ontology annotation, molecular function: DNA-binding transcription factor activity; DNA binding.